AUUUCUAUAUUCCUGUGUCUGAAAUGCCUGAACACAAGAUCCAGUUAUCUGGUGGCCCACUGCAGGCAUUGGGGAUACAGAGACUAAGACAUCGCCCUCCCUCAAGGACCUCACAGUCUAGCCAGGAAACUGGAUACAGACAUAAUUACAAUACAGAGUGAUAAAUGCUCUAGUGGAGAUAACAAUGAAGAUGGUGCCAAAAAUGCUUUCUCCUUUGGUUAAAAAUUGGGCUCCGAAAGCAUUCAUAAUUUCCUUUAAGUUGGAGACUGACCCUUCCAUCAUAAUUAAUCGUGCUCGGAAUGCUUUGGAAGUUUAUCAACAUCAAGUGGUGGUGGCUAAGAUCCUUGAGUCACGACAGUCCUUCGUGGUUAUUGUAACCAAAGACUCAGAAACCAAGUUAUUGCUGUCAGAGGAUGAAGUAGCCAAAGGCAUAGUAAUAGAAGAAAAGAUAGUAGAAAAUCUUCAGUCAUGACACACAGCUUUUAUA
Jaculus jaculus (lesser Egyptian jerboa) is the source of this 487-nucleotide messenger RNA. RefSeq names its product phosphopantothenate--cysteine ligase-like. The record is from RefSeq and is a predicted model, not a curated record. Gene Ontology annotation, cellular component: nucleus; cytoplasm. Bases 185 to 472 code for a protein of 95 amino acids. Gene Ontology annotation, biological process: coenzyme A biosynthetic process. NCBI's taxonomy places the organism in Eukaryota, Metazoa, Chordata, Mammalia, Rodentia, Dipodidae. Gene Ontology annotation, molecular function: phosphopantothenate--cysteine ligase activity. The transcript has a single exon.